Molecule: messenger RNA, 1077 nt
Organism: Daphnia pulex (common water flea)
Lineage: Eukaryota; Metazoa; Arthropoda; Branchiopoda; Diplostraca; Daphniidae
Product: vascular endothelial growth factor C-like
Exons: 3
Coding region: 118-597 (159 amino acids)
Biological process (GO): hemocyte migration
Cellular component (GO): membrane
Molecular function (GO): growth factor activity
Source: RefSeq, a predicted model, not a curated record
UAGCGCCCAUCAUUUCGCACACACGUUCAGCCGCGCUGGAAUUUUGUUUUUCGCCUUAUUUGGAUAAAAGUUUUGUUGUUUAAAUUUUCGCGCUGAAUUUUUUAAGUGUGUUAUAAGAUGGCUAAAAUUGGACAAAAGAUGCUGAGUUGUUGCCUGUGGGUGGCGAUGCUGUUGGCGCCUCUGGUUAGUUCGGCAGUGGUGAAAACGAUUCCGUUUAAAAAGAACGUGAAAACUUUCGACGAAUGGACGUGCAGUCAACCGCAACCGCGGGUCAUUCAUAUCGAAAAUCUAGAUGAGUAUGCAGCUCCUAAUGCGAUUUACUUUCCUCCGGCGUUGGUCAUCCACCAGUGCGACCAAUCGACCGGAUGCUGCAAGGUACCCGGACAGGUGUGCAGGUCUGUCGAGUCGGCGGAAGAGAAAAUCCAGUUCGCCGUCAAGGCCGUCAGCACUUCCGGAAGCGUCAAUAAUCCAGCAGCAGCCAACAAUAAUAAUAAGCGCAACAUUAACAGCAAACAGAAGAAAGAAAAGAAACUGAUGAUUAGUUUGACCAAUCACACUCGUUGCGAAUGCGUCGGGAAAAUCGAUCUAAGAAUCUAAUCAUCAAAAAGGAAUCCCGAAUUUGAUCCCGACUAUCGAUGUUGCCAUAGGUGCUGAUUUUGCUCUAUUAUAUACUCACAUAUGCUCAAAAAUAACCAAUCAAUAUAUAGAUUAGUCCUGGUGAUGGACAGCGCAUAUCUUUUUUAAAAACUUUCAUUAUUCCAUCUGUCGUUUCACCAGCAUCACUGGAUUUACAUACUCAUUUGGAUCGGGUUAUAUAGAGAAAUAGAAGGAGGUCAAUCGGCACACACAGUUUGUCAGCUUCUCUUUUAUCUCUCAUCUGUGAUGUGUCUCCGUGCACUCUAUGGCCUUGUGUGACUGGCCGGUUGACGUGUGUGUCUGGACAAGAUUGAAUUGAAAUUCUAGAGGUUCCCCUAGACGAUAUCAAAGGCUAUCGGCUUCCUUGGCUACUUCAAUUUAUUGACUUGGCAUUCAAAUUCAUUUGCAUAUGUAAUCGGCACCGCCCCUUCUUCUAUUCCC